Rhinichthys klamathensis goyatoka is the source of this 2148-nucleotide messenger RNA. RefSeq names its product cholinergic receptor, muscarinic 4b (gene chrm4b). Lineage: Eukaryota; Metazoa; Chordata; Actinopteri; Cypriniformes; Leuciscidae. The record is from RefSeq and is a predicted model, not a curated record. The transcript is spliced from 2 exons. Gene Ontology annotation, molecular function: G protein-coupled acetylcholine receptor activity. Gene Ontology annotation, cellular component: plasma membrane. Gene Ontology annotation, biological process: adenylate cyclase-activating adrenergic receptor signaling pathway. The coding region runs from base 422 to 1816 and encodes 464 amino acids.
ACAUUUGGAAACAUCUGUAAUUUGUUGUAGUACGUGUGAUAUGAAAAUGAGAAAAGGUAAUCAAAUAUUCUAAUAGAAUUAUAAUAAAAAAAAUAUGUGAAACAGCUGUGGAGCUGCAUUACUGGUCAGGUAAUUAGAUUCCAUCUGUUACGUAACUGCUGCCUUCCUCUUCAGAGGACAGGAACUGCAUUUAGCUUACAUGCUCUAAAGAGGCAGCACAAAACUAGGAGGAAUUCGGCUGUAAUACUAUCGUUCCACUUUGAUCAUCAUCUUCCCGUAAAUUCAGUGUAAUAUUGAUACAGCUCAAAGAGGUUGGAUAACUUCUUCCUGGUUAUGUGUUCGGAAGGUGAGGAUGGGUGUUACUGUUUGAGGAAUUAAAAGUCCUCCCAGUUGUUCUCUCAUUCAGACUGAGCUGGAGAUCAUGGAGGCUGGAUCUGACGUUUUGUCAAGGAACUUGGAAUGGUUCGUUUUCAACGGCUCCUCCACGAGUUCCCCCAGCAUGCUCAACGGCAGCACGCACAGUCCCUUGCCCGAAGAAUCCUACUUGUUGACGGGAAGACCACGUCGUGCUUUUGGGACUGUAGGGGUGGUCAUCAUCAUACUUAUCACUAGCUGCAUCAACCUUCUAACAGUCCUAGGCAACGUCCUGGUUCUGCUUUCAAUCAAAGUCAACCGCAAUCUCCGGACCAUCAACAACUACUUCCUUUUUAGUCUUGCUUGUUCAGACCUUAUCGUCGGUGCGUUCUCCAUGAAUCUCUACAUUGUUUACGCCGUAAAGGGAUACUGGCCUUUGGGACCGCAGAUGUGCGACUUGUGGUUGGUUGUGGAUUACGUGGUCAGUAACGCCUCGGUGAUGAACCUCCUUCUGAUCUGCUUUGACCGGUACUUCUGCGUUACCCGGCCUCUGAGUUACCCAACCAAACGUACCGCAAGGUGGGCAGGGGUGAUGAUCGCUGCAGCUUGGUUGCAGUCUCUGCUUCUCUGGGCUCCAGCUAUCCUGCUUUGGCAGGCUGGAAGGGACCGAAGCGAGGUCCCGGAGGGACAAUGUUACAUCCUGCUACUCGCUAACCCUGCUGUAACCCUGGCAACCACCAUCCCAGCAUUCUAUAUUCCUGUUGUAAUAAUGAUGGUGCUGUACACACGGAUAUCCCUAGCCAGUCAGAGACGGGUUUGUAAGUUGAAGUCUGAAUCCGCAAACUUGCUUAAACCGUCCAAGACAAGUGAAGGAACAUCUACCGCAAACCCUGACCUAGUGAAUGACAUUAAACCAGAUGAAGCGUGUUCAUUUAAACGAGAUUCAGACCUCGUGAGAAGCAAACGACUCUGCAGCACGCCUUCCGUAGAGUUCAGCAAAACGGACUACUCCUUGGAUUCAAGCCAUGAUGCCUCUGCGGAAGACCGAGGGCUGGAUGGAGAAACCUUGAGACCGAAAAGCUUGACCGAGUGUACGGAAACUAGCAGGACAACGCAACCUCACUGUUCUCCAAACCAUACUACCGUUCAGGUUCAACGGCAAACAUCCAAGGCCAUCUGCAAGAAUGCCAGACGGAAGGCUCUAAGAGAGAGGAAGGUGACCAAGACCGUCCUUGCCGUUCUCCUAGCCUUCAUCGUCACCUGGACGCCCUAUAGCGUUAUGGUUCUGAUUGGUACCUUCUGCCGCUGGUGUGUCCCUGAAAUUCUUUGGAUGGUGGGCUACUUUCUGUGUUACGUCAACAGCACGGUUAAUCCAGUAUGCUACGCGCUCUGUAACGCCACCUUCAAAAGAACCUUUAAACGACUGUUGAUGUGCAAGUUCAAUAAUCUGACGUUAAAAUGAGCUGGACUUCAUCAAAUCUUCAGUGUCUCAUCAAUGAUUCCUGACCAACCAAUGAGGAACCUGAUUUGCUAAAACGUUGUGACUGUGAUGGAGUUUUACCAGAGCCAAAAGUGAAAAUAAAUGUGUUGGUUGAGGUUAUGGAUGUUUAUCAUGCUGAUAUCGCAAACAUUACUUGUACAAUUUUAUGAAGUAUCGUAAAGUCAUUUUUAAGCUGUUUGCGAAUGCAUUAUUUUUAUGAGCACAAUGUUGGUUUACUAGAGCCAAAAGUGUAAAUAAAUUGAAGUAUUCAUUGUUUUGCAUGUUGCUGAUAUUGCAUGCAUUUGUAUCGUAAA